This is a messenger RNA of Penicillium samsonianum, 498 nucleotides long. RefSeq lists its product as uncharacterized. The transcript has a single exon. Gene Ontology annotation, molecular function: hydrolase activity, acting on ester bonds. The record is from RefSeq and is a predicted model, not a curated record. Lineage: Eukaryota; Fungi; Ascomycota; Eurotiomycetes; Eurotiales; Aspergillaceae. Bases 1 to 498 code for a protein of 165 amino acids.
AUGGAAUCUCCAAAGAAACUCAAAAUUGCAAGUCUGGGCAGCUCCUUUGCUGCUGGUCCUGACAUUCCCCCACAAAUCGAACCACGUGCCGCAUUGCGAUCAGGGCAGAAUUACCCCCAUCUUCUGGCGCAGCAUUUGAACGCUGAUCUUACUGAUCUAUCCGUUUCUGGUGCAACUUUGCUCAACAUAACAGUCGAUCCACAGUCUACCCCGUUCAACGUGACCUUCCCGCCGCAAAUUUCCAACCUCCCCGAAGAUGCCAAUAUCAUCACCGUGACUGCUGGAGGAAACGACAUAAACUACAUUGGCGGCAUGAUCGCCGAUGCUUGUGAUGCCGAGCUCCAAUCGUCCGUGGCACUAUCACCCAGCGAAUUGGCAGAACGGCUAGGGGGGUCCUCGAUCAGAUACACAAACGGGCCCCGGGAGCUCGAAUCUUCCUUGUUGAAUAUCUUGCUGUUCUGGGACCUGGCACUCAAGCUGGUCGGGAUAUCCCGCUGA